Molecule: messenger RNA, 591 nt
Organism: Lathyrus oleraceus (garden pea)
Lineage: Eukaryota; Viridiplantae; Streptophyta; Magnoliopsida; Fabales; Fabaceae
Product: secreted RxLR effector protein 161-like
Exons: 1
Coding region: 1-591 (196 amino acids)
Source: RefSeq, a predicted model, not a curated record
AUGGAUGUCGAUAAUGUCUUUCUAAAUUGUGAGUAUGCUUCUAAUCUUGUUUUUCGAACAGGUAUCAAUGAUUGUAAAAUUGAAAAUACUCCUCUAGAAUCCAAUGUUCGGUUUACUCCUCAAGAUGGUACUUUGCUUGACAAUGCCUAUCUUUAUCGGAAACUCGUAGGUAGCUUGAUUUACCCCAUGUUUACUAGACCAGAUAUAUCAUAUGUUGUUUAUUUGGUUAGUCAAUUCAUGGCCUCUCCGGGUACCACUCAUUAUGUUGUUGUCCUCCGAAUUAUUCGAUAUAUUAAGGGGCUCAUGUUUUAUGGUCUACACUACUCCGAUGCAUCCUCAUUGAUUCUUAUAGCCUACUCCGAUGUUGAUUGGGUCGGUGAUCCUAGUGAUCGUCGAUCCACCACGAGUUUUUCUAUUUUUCUUAGAGAUUCUCUUAUUUCUUGGCGGAGCAAGAAACAAACUUUAACAGCCCGUUCUAGCACUAAAGUUCAAUAUCGUGCUCUUGCUGAUACGACAUCUGAGAUAUUAUGGCUUCGUUGGCUUCUUGCUGAUUUUGGAUAUCUCAACCUUCCCCGACAAUCUUUAUUAUGA